This is a messenger RNA of Formica exsecta, 790 nucleotides long. RefSeq names its product programmed cell death protein 5 (gene PDCD-5). The coding region runs from base 214 to 603 and encodes 129 amino acids. Lineage: Eukaryota; Metazoa; Arthropoda; Insecta; Hymenoptera; Formicidae. The record is from RefSeq and is a predicted model, not a curated record. Gene Ontology annotation, cellular component: nucleus; cytosol. The transcript is spliced from 4 exons. Gene Ontology annotation, molecular function: DNA binding.
GCUUAAAACAGCAUAGACCAUAGGCCAUAGACUAUAAGCGAAAUACGGGAGUUAGCUAUCUAUAUAUCUUAUAUCAUCUGUGGCAUUGAGGGAUUUAAUAGACGUCAUUAAGUCGCGGUCCAUGCUCCAUGAUCCAUCGCGGUCAGUCGCUGUUUAAUCAGGUUUAAUUUGAGAAUCUAAAAAAUCUAACAAGAUAAGUACAAAAGCGUAAAUAUGUCAGACCCGGAAUUAGAAGCAUUACGACAGCAACGGUUGAUGCAGUUGCAAUCUCAAUAUAAGGAUAACAAUGUCGACAAUAAACAAUCGAUGGAAGAAAGAAUGCAACGUAUGGAAGAGAUGAAACAUACUAUAUUAACUCAAGUAUUAGAUCAGUCAGCUAGAGCGAGAUUGAACACACUUUGUCUUGGAAAGCCAGAGAAAGGAAAAAUGGUAGAAGAAAUGAUUUUAAAUAUGGCACAAAAUCAACAACUACCUGGAAAGCUUGGAGAGAAACAGUUGAUCAAUUUACUUGAGAGUUUAAAUCAACAAACGCAAAGGAAAACAACUGUCAAAUUUGAUAGAAGGAGAGCAGCUUUGGAUUCAGAUGAUGAUAUGGACUUGUAGCAAAUGUACAAAUUUUAUAUCUGAAAUGUUACUUUAAUCAACAAAAUUUUGCUCUUGAUUUGUGUGUGCAGUUGAAGGUAACCUUUUUCAAUAUAUACUUUUAUGCUUAGUUGUAUUUUACUUUUAUGCUAUAAAAAUAAAAGUUAUUAAUGCCAAUUUGGCAGAUUUUGAUAUAGAUAUAAGGAAA